ACUAGAACCGCUUCGUGAGGAGAAGCGGCGUCCGGUGAGCUGAGGGUGAAUUCCCAGGACUGAUCUGUAGUGAAGGUACACCAACCACCUACUCUCCUGCCCACACUUCCACCUGCUGUCCCCAGCCAAAGCCAUCAUGCCUCGUGGUCAGAAGAGUAAGCUGCGUGCCCGUGAGAAACGCCGCAAGGCCCGAGGUGAGACCCAGGGUCUCGAUGAUGCUCAGGCCACUGCAGCAGAGAAAGGAGAGUCACCCUCCACUUCCUCUCCUGUUUUGGGGAAUACUGCCUCCAGCUCCUCUGCUGCUGGCAGUUCCCAGAAACCUCAGAGAGCUCCACCCACCUCUGCUGCUGCUGCUGCAGGUGCUUCAUGCACAACAUCUGAUAGAGGUGCCAAGAGCCAAGGUCAGGAAAAUGCAGGUUCCUCUGAGGCUUCAUCCUCCACUGAGGGCUCACAUGAUGAUGCUUUAACCAGAAAGGUGGGAAUGUUAAUGCACUUCCUACUGGAGAAGUAUAAAAAGAAAGAGCCCAUUAAGAAGGCAGAAAUGCUGAAGGCUGUCAACAAGAGGUACAAGAAGCACUUUCCUGAGAUCCUCAAGAGAGCCUCUGAGCGCCUGGAGCUGGUCUUUGGCCUUGACCUAAAGGAAGUCAACCCCAACGGUCAGUGCUACACCCUUGUCAGCAAGCUAGACCUCAACGAUGAUGGAAGUCUGUGCGAUGACUGGGAAUUUCCCAAGAAUGGGCUUUUGAUGCCUCUUCUGGCUGUGAUCUUCUUAAAUGGCAACUCUGCCACUGAGGAAGAGAUCUGGGAAUUCCUUAAUGUUUUGGGGGUCUAUGAUGGGAAGACGCACUUAAUCUUUGGGGAGCCCCGAAAGCUCAUCACCCAAGAGCUGGUGCAGGAUAAAUAUCUGGUGUAUCAGCAGGUGGCUAACAGUGAUCCUCCAUGCUAUGAAUUCCUGUGGGGUCCCAGAGCCCAUGCUGAAACCAGCAAGAUGAAAGUCCUAGAGUUUUUGGCCAAGGUCAAUGAUACCAUCCCCAGUGCCUUCCCAUUCCAUUAUGAGGAGGCUUUGAGAGAUGAGGAAGAGAGAGCCCGAGGCAGAGCUGCAGCCAGGCCUGGCACUUCUGCAGGGGCUAGUGCACAUCCUAGGGCUACAGCCAGCAGCUCCUCCCACCCCUAGUCAUGUCUAAGACAGCUUCUCUGCUUUGUUUUUGAGGCUAGCUGCCAAACUUUUAUAUAGUGAAAGUUUGAGAUGGGGCUGGAAAGCACAUACUAUAUAUCUUCUUUGUGUUUUUGUUGUACAUGAGUAUCUUUCAAAUGUUCUCUUUUUAAUAGAAUGCUUAUUUAGAUUCAGAAUCUAUGUUUAUGAAUGACAUGGAUCAUACAUUUAUUGCUGUUAUCAGAUUUAAGAGUAAGAGUGUCAGUAUUCUGUGAUACAUUUUAAAAAUCUUUGAAUCUUUUAGGGUUCAAGAACAAGAAAACAUGGCUCUGGCAUGGGGAUUUUCUUGGAAAUGUGUGUAAGACCCUUGCAAAACAUAAUUGAGGUGUUAAAAUAGAGGAAAAGAAAGCAAAACAUAGUCAACUUUUGGUUUGCCUCAUUUACUUUUGUCUUUCUUUUUGUAAAAUUCAAUGAUAUAUAUGUGGUUUUCCUUAACCUA
This is a messenger RNA of Microcebus murinus (gray mouse lemur), 1652 nucleotides long. Its product is annotated as melanoma-associated antigen B4-like. Gene Ontology annotation, biological process: negative regulation of transcription by RNA polymerase II. The record is from RefSeq and is a predicted model, not a curated record. Gene Ontology annotation, cellular component: nucleus. NCBI's taxonomy places the organism in Eukaryota, Metazoa, Chordata, Mammalia, Primates, Cheirogaleidae.